GCGACCUGAACUACCGACCAGAGAGCGGCUGCCACACCGCUGCUGCCACAGAAGCUCCCACGGCAUGGCUCGCCUGCGCAGCGCCGAGCCGCUCCUCCGGCCACUGCUGCUGCUGAUCAUGCUCCUGCGGCCGAUCGCCCAGGCAGAGGCAGCGGCGCGGAAGGACUCCGGAGCUGACCCCAGUACACGAGGCCCCGGAGUUUCCUCCCUGAAGGCCGCUCCAGGACUGCAGCCUGCCGAGAACCCGGAAGGAAAGUCUCUCCAUUCCGAACUCAUCACAUCGCUCAACCAUAAGGAUCGUGGUGACGCCAAUUCGACAGCGUUAUUUACGUUCCGAGCUCCAGAGGGUCCCAACGCCGACCCUCCGCCAAACCGAGAUCCAACCGCAUCAUCACCUGAGUCCCGAAGCCCGAGCCAGAUUCUCGAUGCCGAGUCUAAAGGCCCGGCGCUCCGAAACCCGGCUGAGGCCCUCGUGCGAACUACUGUCGAGGUAAUGACUUCGAGUAGCGCCAGUCCACAAGAAGCGAACCAGAAAGAGACCGACGUGGAGCAUCCGGAAGGAGUGUUCGGAGAGCCGGCGACUACAACCACGGAAGCUCCUCCCGAGGGUGGCUUUGACCUGGAGUCGAACCUGCGCGCUGUCAUCGAGCGUAUCUUCAAGGAGGCUCUGCCGCUCGUAUACCGCUUCUCCACUGGCGCCGGCUCCUCUCCAGAUUGCAUGGGCGCACUAUUCAAGUGGGUUCUGGCCAUCCGAAGGCUUGAACCAUGGGCUCUCAGAAUGGUGGACGCAAUGGGUCGACCUCCGGCGGGUAUCUUCGAAGGCACCAUCACGGACUUCGGUUCGUUCGACCAGUGUCUCGAGGUGCGCGCCCAGGAUUCGUGGGGCGAUGAGUCGUUCCGCGGCCAGUACUGCUCGUUGUUCCUCAAACCCAACAUCGACACCAGCCGGCCCAUCAGCUUCCUCAGGAACAGCCGCAGGCUCGCUCACACGCAGAACCUGAGCCGUAUCAUGAAGUCCAUCUGGUUUCCGGGAUUUCGGCUAGGUAUCUGCGUACCAUCAGCCUGUUCCAGGAACGACAUCGAUGUGCUCAUCAAGUCUGCUUUCAAGAACUACGGUGUGAACGCAUCAGUACCUCUUUGCGACGUGCAGAGGGACAUCCAACUGGAUAAAUUGCAGCAAGCGUCACUGAUCUGCUUGUGCGUGGUGCUGAGCAUGGUGGGUCUGGGAACCCUGGUGGACGUUUUCCUCAGGAGCCGUGAAGAGAAGGACCGUAAGCCCCAUGCGGUACUGGGCGCUCUAACCUCUUGGUCCGCGUACAGCAACACGCUGCGGUUGUUCGACGUCUCCGAUGACGGGUCGCGGCUGCGAGCGCUUCAUGGCGUGCGCUUUCUCACUAUGCUGUGGAUCAUCCUGGGCUACUGCUACGCACUGACUCCCAUUCCCAACCGCAGAAGAAUCUUCAACAUGUUUGAUUUUGUCAAACACACGCCGUUCAUGUUCAUCGCCAAUGCCUACCCAGCUGCCGACACCUUCUUCUGCCUAAGUGGAUUCCUGUUUGGCUACAGCGUUUUCAAGCAGCGCCGAAACCUUAGCAAGUGGCUUCCAAUCCUGUUGAUCAGGAGAUACGUGCGGGUCAUCAUACCAUGCUUCUGCCUGCUGCUGGUCUUCUCGCUUCUGGGCCUGGUGUCGUCGGGACCCAUCUGGCGUGACAACUACGCCCUGCUGCGCGGCAACUGCGAGGCCCGCUGGUGGAAGAUACCGGCCCUCGUCAACAACUGGGAGUACAGCCUCGACUCUUGCCUUCCCCACUUGUGGUUCUACGCGGCUGACCUGCAGCUGCUAGUGGGCUUCACUCCAGCGGUCAUCCUACUUGUCAGGUGGCCCAAGGCCGGAUUGGCGCUAACACUGAGCAUGGUAUUGGCGUGCACCGUGUACAUCGCCCUGCAGACUCUAUACAGCGACCUCUAUCCCGUUACAAUAUACUUCGCGGAAGACGUCAUGAAGUCUCGACGCACGCACACGGAAGUGUUCAAGCGGCCCUUCUCGCACGCGGGCGCCUUCUCGCUGGGCCUGCUGCUGGCCUACCUGCUGCGCUCCUCCGGGCGUCUCGGCCGGGAAGCCAAGAGAUCCCCGUGGUGGAACGGCGGGGCGUGGCGCGCCGCCGGCUGGGCUGCGGCCUCGGGCUGCGGCUUCGCCGUCCUCCUGGGGGUCGAGCAGUGGCACAAGGGCCUGCUGCCUGGACCGGCGGUGGCGGCCCUCUACGCGUCUCUGCACAAGACAGCCUGGGGACUGCUCGUCGCCUGGGUCGCCUACGUCGUGUGCACCGACCGAAAGGGCAUUCCCGCUCGGUUUCUGUCGUGGGGUCCGUUCGUGGCACUGAGCCGGCUGUCAUUCAGCGCCUACCUGCUGCACAUCCUGGUGUUGUUCGUGCGUUUUGGAAGCAUCCGGGAACGCCUGUACAGCAGCCACUUCAUACAGCAAGAGCGGCGCCCUCGUGUGCAUCUGCGCCACUGCAAUUACAUGCGCGACCACGCUGGAUGCAAUGGCACUCCGAGGAGCGUGCUUCGCUGA
Rhipicephalus microplus (southern cattle tick) is the source of this 2572-nucleotide messenger RNA. RefSeq names its product nose resistant to fluoxetine protein 6. The record is from RefSeq and is a predicted model, not a curated record. Gene Ontology annotation, molecular function: acyltransferase activity, transferring groups other than amino-acyl groups. Lineage: Eukaryota; Metazoa; Arthropoda; Arachnida; Ixodida; Ixodidae.